This is a messenger RNA of Felis catus (domestic cat), 3239 nucleotides long. RefSeq names its product opsin 3 (gene OPN3). Lineage: Eukaryota; Metazoa; Chordata; Mammalia; Carnivora; Felidae. The transcript is spliced from 4 exons. The record is from RefSeq and is a predicted model, not a curated record. Gene Ontology annotation, cellular component: membrane; photoreceptor outer segment. Gene Ontology annotation, biological process: G protein-coupled receptor signaling pathway. Gene Ontology annotation, molecular function: G protein-coupled receptor activity. Bases 131 to 1339 code for a protein of 402 amino acids.
CGUGUCGAGGUCCUGGCGCGCACAAUGGCCGGGGCGGGCGGUGGAGCCCGAGCCCCACCCAGUGCGGAGCGUGCCGCGGCCCGCGCAGGAGGCUGAGCGCCCCGGCCGCCGAGCGCGCCGGCGCCGGGCCAUGUACUCGGGGAACCGUAGCGGCGGCCAGGGCCACUGGGAGGGCGGCGGGGCCGCGGGCGCCGAGGGGCCGGGACCGGCGGGGACGCUCAGCCCCGCGCCGCUGUUCAGCCCGGGCACCUAUGAGCGCCUGGCGCUGCUCCUUGGCUCUAUCGGGCUGCUGGGCGUCGGCAACAACCUGCUGGUGCUUGUCCUCUACUACAAGUUCCAGCGGCUCCGCACUCCCACCCACCUCUUGCUGGUCAACAUCAGCCUCAGCGACCUGCUGGUGUCCCUCUUCGGGGUCACCUUUACCUUCGUGUCCUGCCUGAGGAACGGCUGGGUCUGGGACACCGUGGGCUGCGUGUGGGACGGGUUUAGCAGCAGCCUCUUCGGGACUGUUUCCAUUACCACCCUAACUGUGCUGGCCUAUGAACGUUAUAUUCGCGUGGUCCAUGCCAGAGUGAUCAAUUUUUCCUGGGCCUGGAGGGCCAUUACCUACAUCUGGCUGUACUCACUGGCAUGGUCUGGAGCACCUCUGCUGGGCUGGAACAGGUACAUCCUGGAUGUACACGGACUAGGCUGCUCUGUGGACUGGAAAUCCAAGGACGCCAAUGACUCCUCCUUUGUGCUUUUCUUAUUUCUUGGCUGCCUGGUGGUGCCUGUGGGCGUCAUAGCCCAUUGCUAUGGCCAUAUUCUGUAUUCCGUUCGCAUGCUUCGUUGUGUUGAAGAUCUUCAGACAAUUCAAGUGAUUAAGAUUUUAAGAUAUGAAAAGAAAGUGGCCAAAAUGUGCUUUUUAAUGAUAUCUACCUUCCUGAUCUUUUGGAUGCCUUAUAUCGUGAUCUGUUUCUUGGUGGUUAAUGGUUAUGGACACCUGGUCACUCCAACAGUCUCAAUUGUUUCAUAUCUCUUUGCUAAAUCAAGUACUGUAUAUAAUCCAGUUAUUUAUAUCUUCAUGAUAAGAAAGUUUCGAAGAUCCCUUCUGCAACUGCUAUGUUUCCGACUGCUGAGAUGCCAGAGGCCUGCUAAGGACCUACCGACCAAUGGGAGUGAAAUGCAGAUCAGACCCAUUGUGAUGUCACAAAAAGAUGGGGACAGGCCAAAGAAAAAAGUGACUUUUAAUUCUUCUUCCAUCAUUUUUAUCAUCACCAGUGAUGAAUCACUGUCAGUUGAAGACAGUGACAAAACCAGUGUGUCAAAAGUUGAUGUAAUCCAAGUCCGUCCUUUAUAGGAAGGAAUAGUGGUAAUGAAAGACAAGGCCUUGUAUUGAAAACCACUUUUAGGCUUCCAUUAUAAGGACUGUUUUGGAAUCCUCAUUCUAUGUUAAUAUUGUUGGAGAGGAAAAAUUUUCCUCUGCCCUAUAAGAUUCUUCUGGCUGGUCUAGGAAUUAAAUUAACAUCAGACAGAUUAACAGGAGAAAAAAAAAGUUUAAUUCUGUGUGCAAGGAGGCCAAGUAAUAAAAUUGAUACCCAAAGAAAUGAGCAAGGCAUGCAGCUUUCAUACGUUUUAGACAAACAGAAAUCUGUAAGGAAUUGUCAGGACAAAGAAACUUAUGUUUGGGAGCUUCAGUUAGUAGAGUUCUAAACAGAAUUUGGGCUGGGGUAGUAAUUUAGUAAAAGUAACAAGGUUUGCUUAUGUAGACUUCUUCAGCCCUGAAUUCUCUGUCUCUGAUGAUACAGAUGUCCGUCUAACCUUCUGGUGCAGGGAGGUAUCUUUCGCGUGAGAGAUUUCCUGCUUUCAGGGGAACAAAGGAAGGUCAGAGCAUCUUUUAUACACUUGCUGUUUCUUAAUAACUUGAAUUCAAAGGAAUCAUUAUGCGAUUGUGGCAUAUUUUGGGGCAGCCUACCCUAGGGCCCCACAAUAUCAACAGAACUUUUGUGGCCCAGCAGGAAGUAUGAAUUGCCCAUAUGCUUUCUGGCCACUGGAAACAACUGAGCAAGACAAAUUGUUUUAAUUCAAUGGGUGCUUUCCACAAUGAAAAACCACUUAUGGCACAAGAUGGGCAUCUGGCACCAUCAACUUCUAACAUGUUGGAAAUUUUCAUUUUGAAUAUAUUUUUUUAAAUGACACUAUUUUCCAAGGCACAUAGAUGUUUUUCUCAAAAAUACUUAGCUGUAUUUACAGCUCAAAAAUAGCUGUAAAAGUAACUUUGUAUCAUACACAUGUGAAAUCACUAGGAAAUCUCGAAUCUUCUGUAGUGUUGGAUCCUAAUCACUGUCACAUCCUAUGUUUGACCAAUCAAAUUUAUCAGAGUCAAUUCUAGGGUGACAAAGAAAUUCAGCGCCCUGGCUUCCUCCAAAACAAAAGACUUGCCAUAUAUGCAGUAUGAUAAAGAUGAGUUUCAGAUGAAUAUGCUGCUAAGCAAGCUCUAGAAGGGUUGUUAAAAAGCACACAGCAAAGAUGGUGAAUUUCAAGCUAAUCAUAGCAUCUAGGAAAUCAUACGUUAUCAGAGGGUGUACAUGAAGAAGGAUGUGUUGAUGGCAGAUAGGUAUCUCCAUCUGUUUCACUUCAAACAUAACUUGGCCAGAUUAUCCUCUCUUUUUAACAACUUGCCACAAUUUUGCCAAGAGUUUUGGGUUUAGAAAAGAAGUUCCAAGCAAAAAAUGAAACCUAAUUUGAAGGGGGUGAGAGUAAGUGUAAAACAGUACUCAUAAAGUGUAUUAUUUAAUCUCUUUUGCUCUUCAAUCAGUCUACUGGACAAUCAAUGCUCAGUGUUAGUAAAGAGGCCAUUUCCCCAUAAGUCAUUGUUUAGACUUAACAUGGAUUAUUAGAACUCAAAGAUUUCUUUGACAAUGUAAAACAGAAACUGAAUCAUUUUAUUGUAUUGCCUAGUUUUUAUUUCUUAGAUGACUAUCCCACUUAGUGGAGCAUCUACAUAAAUAAUCAUGUUUGAAAGACUUCUAAGUAAUUCAGUUGGCCUACUGAAGAAGGAAGAACCAAAGAAAAUGUUUUCACUAAAUGAAAUUUUCAAAAUCAAGUUUAUUGCUGGUUCUGCCAUAGCAAGUUAGUAAACUGCUUCUGGGAGUCUUAAAUGGAAUAAUUUCUAUGAAAACUGUCUUCCCUUAUUUCCUUUCCACUCUGUUGUAUAUAUUAUUUAAUUUGUAAAUAAAACUCUUCUUAGUCUUCACUUA